This is a messenger RNA of Malus domestica (apple), 1558 nucleotides long. RefSeq lists its product as uncharacterized. The record is from RefSeq and is a predicted model, not a curated record. Lineage: Eukaryota; Viridiplantae; Streptophyta; Magnoliopsida; Rosales; Rosaceae. Gene Ontology annotation, cellular component: CCR4-NOT core complex; P-body; CCR4-NOT complex. Gene Ontology annotation, biological process: negative regulation of translation; mRNA catabolic process.
CCAUCUCCUCCUCCUCCCUCCAUCUUUUAAUUUUAUCUUUAAUUAUUAAAUUCAAGUUUUGACGUCGACAGUGAAUCUAUAUAUUUAGUUGUUCGAAAAGGUUGAUGACGGAUUUCAUCUGUUUUUUUGUAUCUCGAGUUGCAUUACUCUAAUCUUGAAUUAAGUACGUCAAGGUGCAGUCUGGCAACCCUACCUGUACCUGAUAAUAAAAUCUGUCUCAAUACCCGAGUGGUGAGAAUUUAGGGUGUUGCAAUUAAUGGCAAACCGGCCCCAGUCACUUUCAUUAAAUGUUCCAUUCGGAGGUCCAAGCGUUUCAGCACCAAGCGUUACUGGAGCUCAAGCAAACAAAGAUCGUAAAAUGGCAUCAGCAGAGCACUUGGUGCUUGACUUGAGUAAUCCUGAUCUUCGAGAAAACACGCUUCUUGAACUUUCAAAGAACAAGGAAUUAUUUCAAGAUUUGGCUCCUUUCGUGUGGAAUUCUUUUGGUACUAUUGCUGCACUCAUCCAGGAGAUAGUUUCAAUUUACCCUGUUCUAUCACCACCAAAUCUGACUCCGGCACAAUCCAAUCGAGUUUGCAAUGCUCUUGCUCUUCUUCAGUGCGUAGCUUCCCACCCAGAUACAAGAAUGUUGUUCCUCAAUGCUCAUAUACCUUUAUAUCUGUAUCCUUUUCUCAAUACAUCAAGCAAGGCAAGACCAUUUGAGUACUUAAGGCUUACGAGUUUAGGAGUCAUUGGUGCCCUGGUGAAGGUUGAUGAUACUGAAGUUAUUAGUUUCCUUCUGUCAACAGAAAUAAUUCCACUGUGCCUUCGCACUAUGGAAUUGGGCAGUGAACUCUCAAAAACAGUAGCCACAUUUAUAGUUCAGAAGAUUUUGUUGGAUGAUAUGGGCUUGGACUAUAUUUGUACUACAGCAGAGCGGUUUUUUGCUGUAGGUCGAGUUUUGGGGACCAUGGUUGCAGCACUGGCUGAUCAACCCUCAUCACGCCUUUUGAAACACAUCAUUCGUUGCUAUCUUCGAUUGUCAGAUAAUCCAAGGGCUUGUGAUGCUUUAAGAAGUUGCCUUCCAGAUGUGUUACGAGAGGCUAGCUUUAACAAUUUCCUUUGUGAAGAUCCAACUACUAGGAGGUGGCUGCAACAACUGCUGCAAAAUGUUGGAGUGAGCCGGAUUCCUGCACUGCAGGGUGGGGGAGGAUUUGAUCACGUGAUGGUGAAUUGAGUGGAGAAGUGUACUUUCCUUUGGAGACGGGCACCUGUUGUAUCAAUGGAGAUGUUGAGAGCAGAGACGCUGUUUUAUCAACUUGUAAAUGCUCAUCUUAUUCUCUUGUUGCCAAAUGACAUAAACGUAAUUAGAUUUUCUUUCUAUCUAAAGAUAGAUUUACCGGGGCGGAGGACUCAGCAGGUUUUAUAUACACACAGAUAUGGUUAUAGUAGAGGUAACCUCUGUUUUGGAGUAAUUAUUUUGUUUUUAGGGUUGUGAUGUAGCUUCUAGAUUGCUAUUGUUAUAGUUAAAUUACGAAAUUGCAAUACUUUUGCUGGGUGUGCGCACUCUGUAUUGUGA